Molecule: messenger RNA, 1864 nt
Organism: Hansenula anomala
Lineage: Eukaryota; Fungi; Ascomycota; Saccharomycetes; Phaffomycetales; Wickerhamomycetaceae
Exons: 1
Source: RefSeq, a predicted model, not a curated record
CAUUUAUUGAAGAGCGCUAUCCAUUUGGACUACGUAUUCCAUCAAUUUUAGCCAAUUUUGUUAUUAGUUUUCAGCCGUGAUUCUACUAAAACACUCCAGUCGUUGUUGAAACAAGACUCUAGCUAUACACAGUCUUCAAAAGUUUUCUAGCUGUUUGCUUAUAUUUAUUAAUUGUCGUUUAUCAGAGGUUGGCAAUUCAAUCACAGUUUAUAUUGUUAAUUCCCUAAUUAGGUUUAUUGUUGUUUUAUCCCUUGGUUCACCUUUUAAGCUGCUUAUAUCUCAUUUAAUUGUUAAUCAUUAAUUGUUGGGUGUAUUAUACUAUAUGGCCCUAUUAUGUCUGAUCAUAAGAAUUCCAAAUCGAAUUAUGAUCGUUGGAAACCAGGGACAAAAUUAGCUUGUAUGAUGUCUUUAAAACAAGUUUGUCAGGAUUCAAGAUAUUAUGACCCAUCAAAUAAUCGUUUCAAUUCCUUAACAUGGCAUACAGUUGCUGAAAAUUUGAACAAAGAGUAUCCUGAUUAUGCUAAACGUUUUACAAACAUCAAUGUCAAAGAUCGUUAUGACCGUGUUUUAAAACAUCAUAAAGUGUUCAAGAAAAUGGCUGAUAAGGCUAAUGGCUUUGUAUGGAAUCCAAAGAACUUUUGUUUUGACUUGAACGAAGAGUUAAUUAAACAAUACGAAGAAGGUUAUAUAAAGGAUGAUGUUAUCUCAAAUGAGUUAAAUGUCGUUAAAUUUUUAUCAAAGCCCGGUCACAUUGAUUUAGAGUACUAUCAUCGUUUUGUUUAUCAAUUUGCAAACCAAGAAGAACUGGAAAAUGAUGCAAUUAUUCAAUCACCUUCAUUCAUAGAUGAUGCCAUUGCAAAAGGUAUAUUGAAUCUUGUAACUAAAUCCAACUUUGUUUCAAAGAAUGAUCAUCAAAAUUCAAAUGAGUUUCAAUCAUCACCAGUGAUGUUACAACAGCAACCAGUCCAACAUCAAUCAUCAUCCUCUUCAAAUACAACAAAUUCAUCAACAUCAAUACCAAUGGCACCAAACUCAGCAAAUUCACAAACACAAAUACCCAACAGUUCCAUGCCUUCACAGUCAUCGUCAUCAAUGAUUCCAAUACAACAACCACAUCUUCAACAUCAUUUGAUACCCAAUCCUCAACCUCCACAUCCUUCAAUACAACCACAACACUCAUCAGAUUUAGACUUCUCAGGGCUAAUAAAUCCAGAUCAAUCAGUUCCACAACAACCCCCUCAUACCCAUCCCCAUCCAACACCAAUGAUGAAUCCAGGUAUGACUAUACCUUUUCAAAUGGGACCAGGCGGUGAGAUGAUUCCAGGUCCAAAUACUCAAAAAAAUUCAUUACCUUUAGCUGGUCAACCUCCAUUCAAGAAGCCAAGAACUGCAAGCAUACCAGGUGGCUCAUCAUCUGUUGUACCACAAAGUAUAAUAGGAACAGCUAUGAUGGUUGAUAAUUAUGAAUCGAUGCUGGCGGCUCAACAAGGGCCUGCUGGUGGUCAACCUGCUGGUAGAUUUGGAUAUAGUUCAUGGGAGGCUAUUAUGCAGUUGAAUAAAGAGUUUGAUAUGAUGAGGAAUUUGGUCAAUGAACAAAUAUUGAAUCUAAGAUUACAGAAAUUGAUUAGCUAUCAAGAUUUUAAUCAAAUUCAAACUAUUCAGAAUUCAAAUGAUCAAUUUGUUAGAAGUGCUUAUAAAAGAAUUGGUGAUGACCCUAAGCUAAUAGAUCUGAUCAAUAUUUAUCUAAACAAUACUGAUUAAUGAAAGAUGGUCAUCUUGUUGAGCUAAAACUGGAAUAGAAUCAAUCAAAAGGUUCCAUUGGAGAUGUUAAACUUUGGAACCAUUAAAGAAUGUACUAUUAUAA